AUGGGGGAUGACUUCCCUCUGCUGGCCUCGCCGGCGCCGCAUGUGGGACAAGUCUCGCCCGUUCCGCGAGCAUCGCCUGGGGGCGAAGCAAACUCUGGAGCUUGGAACCGCACGUUGAGCUGGAAGCGGCUGCUUGUCAACAGCCCACCGGCAUGGGCGGCAUCUCCCGACAAGUGCAUGGGCCGCAUGGGUGUCGAGGGCAGCCCGGGCGAGGGCUCAUGGCCCUCAUGGCGCUCAGCGCCGCCUUUCCCGGCACCGAGCCUUGGUCCAGGCCCAGGCCCGAACCCGCCCCGCUUGCCGCCGAACUUGCGGCAGGAAGGCGAAGGUAAAUUCUCCCAAGACGAGGAGGACGAAAUCUCGAGAUUCUUGAGCCACGUUUCCAUUAGUCCGACAGCCUAUGCUGAAGACAUCGGAAAGCUAGGGCACGAGCCCCCGCCCAAAACGCCUUCUCCUCGAAGGCGCGGAUUCCGCGACGCUCAGGACGACACCCUCAGCACUGCCUGGACCCCCUUCUCUGCACUGAACACCUCAGGUCAGGAUUCUGGAUUCGCAACAGAAGGCCCUUCCGGAGCAUUCUUGGAGGGACCUGCCUCCACGGGCUCGCAGAGGAUGCAAAGACCAGGGGGAAGUAGCCAAGGAGCAGCGGACCACAGCACGCUGCUUCAGACAUCGUCGCCCACGGGCCCCUCUUCACCCGGCGUUGCUGCUGACACUCAAACGAAUCCGACGAUCGAGUUGGGUGAAGUUGCUCUGCGGACAUGCAGCUGCUGUGGGCGGCGAUUCCGGGAAUCUAGACUGCCUGUGCAUGAGGAGAUAUGCUAUCGGAAUGCUGGAACUGGGAAGAAGCGCAGUGUCUUUGAAUCAAGCCGGCAAAGAUGCUCUGCUGUCUCGGGACGUUGGUGGAGCACUCCGGAACGCAAGUCCAAUGCAGGAUCCCAGUCUCGGCAAGGGCAGAACUCAAGAGCAUGCUCCCCACAGGAUCCGGCGGCCAACGUAGUCCCAGGCGAGACAGCGAAGCCACGGCUCCACCGAUCUGUCAGUGGCUUUGCGGAAGUUGAGGUACAACACUUGCCACCUGUCCAGCUUCAACUGAAGCUGCCCGCCGGUUACCCCUCUUCUGAACCGCCUGACUUUCGCUUGUCUUGCUCUUGGAUGGACUUAGACAGCCUGUCGGCGUUCUGUAGAAGUUUGGAUGACCAAUGGGAGCAAGCAAAAGGGUCUGCGAUCAUCUACACCUGGGUUGAUGUCUUGCGACAGGAAGUGCUGGAGCUCAUCCUGAAGAAUCGGGGAGCAUUGGCGGGAAAGGUUUUUCUGACACUGAAGGCUAUUGACGGCUUGCCCGCUUCUGAUCCACGGGCCGAGUCCAACUGCACAGACCCAGUCCAGACUUUGUUGGAUCUGCUCAUGUACGAUAAGGGGAAGAGGUUGGACAUCUGGAGUCAACAGCAGCACGUCUGUAACGUGUGCUUCUGCGAGCAUCCUGGUUCUCAUUUCGUACACUUGGGCGGUUGCAGCCAUGCAUUCUGCAAGACUUGCGUCAAAACAAUGGCAGAGAUCCAUGUGAAUGAAGGCAGCAUUGCUGACUUGGUAUGUCCGGAGACAGGCUGCCGAGCUGAGAUCGCGCCCAGCGCUUUGAUGCAAGUCUUGGAUGAGCCGGGCUAUGAGAGGUGGCAGACCCUCAAGCUUCGACGAGCUCUGACAACUGCUAAUUUGGUCCUCUGUCCGCGCUGUGAAGAGAUGGGCAUGGAAACGCCAGUGUUGCCGGAUCCGGUCUCUGAUUCAGAUCAAUUGGCUUCACUUCCCCCCGUGGCCAGAUGUGGCCGUUGCGAGUAUGUCUUCUGUGCUACGUGCUUGUCUUUGUACCACGGGACAGAGCCAUGUCUGGCACCAGAGGAGAGGGCACAACAAGUGGCAAUGCGUCGGCUCGGAACUGCAACGAGUGUGGCAGAAAAGCGAAAGCUCAAACGUGAGGCACAGAAGGGAUAUCUGGUCUGUAUCGACGUAGGUGAAGACAUGCUGCCUAUCGAUGCAGCUGGCCACACCACCGAGGACUGCGAGCCGAACGUCGCAGAAGGCGACAAGGUUAUCGCCGUACAUACUGGAGUCCCAGACAAAAUCACUGGCCGAGCUUUGUGGGAUGCCAAGUUCGACAACAUAUGUAACUUAGCAACUGUCCUGAUGGAAUCCCCGAGGCCGAUCAGCAUCCGUUUGGUUCGCACACGGGCUGAUGCUGCGAUGGAGCGGCACCGCCAGCGCCGCCUGAUGGAAGAGCUGCUGACAUUGCGAGAAAUCGCCAAAGAGUCACAGCCUUGUCCUGUUUGCAAAGUGCGUGUGCACCGUACUGCCGGGUGUAAUCACAUGCACUGUACGCAGUGCCGUGCACACUUUUGCUAUCGCUGCGGUGCACAAAUGGACAGUGAGGACCCCUAUGCCCAUUUCAAGACAGGAAAAUGUACAACCUUCGAUGAUGAAGAGGUGCGAAGAAUAGCAGCUCAGGAAAGGCAGCCUGGCUUCGUAGACCACGAACUGCAGCGUCUCCGAGCCGAGUUUGGCGAACAACGUGAGUUGUUUGCGCAGUUUCAGCAAGCCCAUGGCAUACAAGCACCUAAUACCGGCGGUCGUGGAACGGUGGCAGCAAGACGGCGCAUGGGCGACGUCCCUUGUCCAUCCUGUGGACAAUGGAAUGGCCGUGUAGGCAAUCUUAACCACAUUCGAUGUGGCAUGUGCCGAAAUUCCUUUUGUGGACACUGCAGACGUCGAAUACACGGCGUCAUUUCCCACCAUUAUCGUGGUGAGAACGCCUGCCCACAGCAUUUCCGUGUCGAGUAG
Symbiodinium necroappetens is the source of this 2829-nucleotide messenger RNA. The record is from the annotation of a GenBank genome assembly. NCBI's taxonomy places the organism in Eukaryota, Dinophyceae, Suessiales, Symbiodiniaceae.